This is a messenger RNA of Ceratina calcarata, 1739 nucleotides long. RefSeq names its product CWF19-like protein 1. The transcript has 3 exons. Bases 126 to 1697 code for a protein of 523 amino acids. Gene Ontology annotation, molecular function: hydrolase activity; RNA lariat debranching enzyme activator activity. Gene Ontology annotation, biological process: mRNA splicing, via spliceosome. NCBI's taxonomy places the organism in Eukaryota, Metazoa, Arthropoda, Insecta, Hymenoptera, Apidae. The record is from RefSeq and is a predicted model, not a curated record. Gene Ontology annotation, cellular component: post-mRNA release spliceosomal complex.
AAAGUAGAAUACUGUUUUUAAGUAAUAAUAAGUAAACGUUAUUUUAACUAUUGAUGAAUUCUUAAUAUUAUGUGUAUGUCGUGUUAGACUGUUCAUCUAAUGAAGUUGAGGUUAUAUUACUUAACAUGAGCGAAAAACAAAAAGUGUUAAUUUGCGGGGAUGUGGAGGGUCAAUUUAAAUUUUUAUUCAACAAAAUUGAAGCUAUUAAUAAGAAAAGUGGACCGUUUGAUUUCUUAUUAUGCGUCGGAAAUUUUUUCGGCGAUAACAAUACAGAACUCGAAGUGUAUAAAAACGGUAUGAAAAAUAUACCUGUCCCCACGUAUAUCAUUGGGGCUAACAGAGAAACUGACUUGAUUAAUUAUCCAGACGUCGAUGGCUGUGAAAUAUGCCAAAAUCUGACUUAUCUUGGAAAACGUGGAUUAUAUACUGCUAGUUCUGGACUUAAGAUAGCUUAUAUCAGUGGAACACAAAGUGACUCUCCAGACACAAAACCUACUUGUUUCAACGAAAAUGAUGUUAUAUCAAUCAAACAAUCUUGUUUGAAAGGUCAGCCCAGUUUUCGUGGAAUCGAUAUACUAAUGAGUUCUCCAUGGCCUGCUGAUAUCACAAAUUUGGACCCUUCCAAACCAAAUUUUAAAUAUCAGGGUUCUAAACUAAUUGCUUGGCUAGCUGGACAAGUAAAACCAAGAUAUCAUGUGUCAGCAUUGGAAGGUAUUCACUACGAAAGACCUCCUUACAGGAAUCAAAGUCUACAAGAUAGUAAUAUUGAAAUUGCAACAAGAUUUAUAGCACUUGCGCCUGUUACGAAUAAUCAAAAGAAAAAAUGGUUAUAUGCAUUGAAUCUGACUCCUGUUGACAGAACUCGUUUAUCCGAACUGGUUAUGAAAACCACAGAUGAAACAGACUUCCCAUAUUCAAAAUUAAUGCUAUCAAAUGAACCAUCAUUAAAGAAGUUGGAACAACCCAAACAUACACAAUAUUUUUAUGACAUGGAGUCUAAGGAGCCAAGCAAAAGGUCUAGAUAUUCAGAAGGUUCUAAUAAAAGACCAAAACGAGAAUUUGAUCAAGCAAAGUGCUGGUUUUGUUUAUCCAGCCCUGAAGUCUCUAGACAUUUAGUAAUAUCAGUUGGUACAGAAAUUUAUGUUGCACUUGCCAGAGGUGGAUUAGUGGAAAAUCAUUUUUUAAUUCUACCAAUAACACAUCAUCAAAGUCUUUCUAUUCUACCUAAAGAGGUAAAUAAGGAAAUGGAGCAGUACAAGAAUGCUAUUAAGGAAUACUAUGCCACUAUGGAUAAAGUACCUGUAUUCUUUGAACGUAAUUUCAAGACAUCUCAUUGUCAGUUGCAAGCUGUACCUGUUCAUAAAAACCAGGCACCAGAUCUAAAGGAAGCGUUUGAAGAAAUGGCAGAGUGUAAUAACUUCAAAUUAACAGAAUUACCACUGCACACGGAUUUGCAACAAAUUGCUAAACCAGGUGUUUUAUACUUUUAUGUAGAAUUGCCAAGUAGAGAAAAAAUGUUCUAUAGAAUAAAGAAAGAUUUCCCACUACAAUUUGGUAGAGAAGUGUUAGCUUCUGAUAGGAUAUUGGAUCUUAACGAUCGAGUUGAUUGGAAGGAUUGUCAAAUGGACAUAAAAGAAGAAACUGAGUUAGCAAAACGAAUUAGAAGAGAUUUUCAACCAUUCGAUUUAGAUACUUAAAUGUUUAUACACAUUGGAUUAACUAGUGCUGUAAUAUAUGUA